Molecule: messenger RNA, 297 nt
Organism: Saprolegnia parasitica CBS 223.65
Lineage: Eukaryota; Oomycota; Saprolegniomycetes; Saprolegniales; Saprolegniaceae
Exons: 3
Coding region: 1-297 (98 amino acids)
Source: RefSeq, a predicted model, not a curated record
AUGCUGGACAUCGGCGCGUCGUUGUCCCAGUGGUGCUCGCGCAUCUUGGACGUCGCCUCCUUCGAGUCGAGCAGCGACUUGGUCGACACCAUCUUGCGCUUGCAGGGCCCGUAUGCCAUCCCCGGAAGCUCCACCCAGCAAUUCCUGCAGAGCAUGACCCACAUCGAUGCCCACGAGAAUUGCGGGGUGGAGCUUCCGCUUCGGCGCGGGCGCGACGCCGGGACGUCGCCAUGGGUCCGGUCGACCAUGCCCGCGGUCUUGCACUCGGCAAAUUGGCAAAUGGACCCAGAGCCGUAG